AUGGCGAUGGCCCUGACUCGCUUCUGCUUGGCUCUCGGCCUUUGCACCCUCUCCGUGCUUGGCACGGAGUUUGUGGAUGACGAGUGCAGUGGCAAUGAUGGGUCCUGCAGCCUCGAGCUUCACCAGCUGCGCGCCCAGAAGGAGGUACUUGAAACCGUCGAAGCUGUUGAGAAGGUGAACAAGACUGCCAAGACUACUGGCGCCUGCACGGCAGCAGACGCUGCGAUCAUGGCGAAGUUCGGAGGCGGCAAUGCAGAUGGAACCUUCCCAAAGAUCCUUUCCGUAUGUGGCAAGGGUGCCUACAGCUUCUGGAGUGGAUUCAAGGAAGGCUCGAUGUCCAGCUGCAUCAUGUCGCAAACCAAGCUGAGCUCUUCGUGCGCCAGCUGCUACGCAGCUUCCGGCAAGUACAGCUAUGACAAUUGCAAGCUUCCCUGUCUCUUCGGCUCAUGGUGCUCCGGUGGUUGCUUGAGCUGCUCCCAGAGAAACAAAGCCGCUGUGGACCAGUGCGCAGGUGUUGAGUCUCCAAAGGUGGAUCAGUGCUGA
Symbiodinium pilosum is the source of this 543-nucleotide messenger RNA. The record is from the annotation of a GenBank genome assembly. Lineage: Eukaryota; Dinophyceae; Suessiales; Symbiodiniaceae.